AUGGUCCAAAAAGUUGAGCCUCCACCUGUAUGGUCGAAGUGGAGGCUGCCGCCACUGGGUGAAACGCCGCAAAAGGCCGUUCACCUCGGAUGCGUGGAUGAUUUGGGUGUAGAGAGAGAGAGAGAAGUAACACUCCCCGCUCAGUACGCCCCCUCCAUCUCCACCCCCGCCCACAGCUCACCCCCCGCAGAAAUGUUCGCCGCCAGACUCACCCCCGCCCUCAGGGCCCUCCCCCGACAAGCUUCCGCCGUAAGAAUCGCCCGCCGUGGCUAUGCUGAGGCUGCCGCCGACGGCAAGCUCUCCUUGAGCUUGGUCCUCCCCCACCAGUCCCUUUACUCUGCUACUGGUGUCACCCAGGUCAACAUCCCUGCCGCUACUGGUGACAUGGGUAUCCUCGCCAACCACGUCCCCUCCGUCGAGGCUCUCCGGGCCGGUGUCAUUGAGGUCAUUGAGGAGAACGGCCAGCCCAGCAAGAAGUGGUAUAUCUCUGCUGGUUUCGCCACUGUCCACGCCAACAACACCCUCUCCGUCAACGCCGUUGAGGCUUACCCCCUCGACAAGUUCUCCCCCGAGAACAUCAAGGCCGCCCUCGCCGACGCCAACCGAGUCCUUGGCUCCAACGCCCCCGAAUCCGAGAAGGCUGAGGCCAGGAUCGAGGUCGAGGUCUUUGAGGGUCUCCAGGCUGCUCUCGCCAAGUAA
Cryptococcus amylolentus CBS 6039 is the source of this 699-nucleotide messenger RNA. RefSeq lists its product as hypothetical. The transcript is spliced from 4 exons. Gene Ontology annotation, molecular function: proton-transporting ATP synthase activity, rotational mechanism. The record is from RefSeq and is a predicted model, not a curated record. Gene Ontology annotation, biological process: proton motive force-driven ATP synthesis. NCBI's taxonomy places the organism in Eukaryota, Fungi, Basidiomycota, Tremellomycetes, Tremellales, Cryptococcaceae. Bases 1 to 699 code for a protein of 232 amino acids.